This is a messenger RNA of Cyprinodon tularosa, 2572 nucleotides long. Its product is annotated as Down syndrome cell adhesion molecule homolog. The coding region runs from base 112 to 1851 and encodes 579 amino acids. The record is from RefSeq and is a predicted model, not a curated record. Lineage: Eukaryota; Metazoa; Chordata; Actinopteri; Cyprinodontiformes; Cyprinodontidae. Gene Ontology annotation, molecular function: protein binding. The transcript is spliced from 14 exons.
GUGAUUGGGAAACACUUCAGGGCUGAGAGCAUUCUGUGGUCAGGUCAAAGCUGCCCGACAGAUGAACUAAUCAGUCACUUGGAGAAGAGCUGUGAGAGGAUCCAGUUAAGGAUGAGGUUAAUCAACUUGUGCUUCUGUCUUCUCUUCUGCCUGAACACAGGUGAUGUAUCUGCAAACCCCAUAACAGCCACAGUGGGAACAGAUGUCACUCUAAAAUGCAAAUAUGACUCUAAACAUUACGGCAGGCUGCCUUUCUGCUGGGGCAGAGGCAGUAUACCUAACAGUGGCUGUGGAAAUGAGGUGAUCAAGUCCGACGGGACAACGGUGCUCAGCAGGCGUUCAGAACGUUACACUCUUCUGGGUGACCUUGGCAUGGGGGAGGCUUUUCUGACCAUCACACAGGUUCAAGAGAGUGACUCCGGCAUAUACGGCUGUCGUAUAGACAUACCAGGCUGGUUCAAUGAUCAGAAACAUGAGAUUACUCUCAAAGUAAAUCCAGGAAAGCCUUUUCCUAUAAAGGUGGAAAUGAGAGAGGUGAGGGAACGGACGGUUAUUGUACGCUGGACUCCUGCUUUUGAUGGCGGCAGUCCUGUUACCAGCUACACGGUGGAUUUGAAAUUUAAAUAUGCAUCUUGGGAUACAGCUAUAAGAACUGAAGUAUCACACGCCUCCCUGACUCAGGUGACUUUGGUCGACUUGUGUCCUGCCAAGACCUACAACCUUCGCAUGUUUGUGGUCAACAGUGUGGGGAUGAGUGAAGCCAGCAAUAUUCUGGUAUUCACAACAAAGGAGGCAGCACCUGAGGGUCCACCAAAUGAUAUACAGCUAGAAGCCAUCAGUUCUAACAUCAUUAAAGCUACAUGGAAGCCUCCCAAGGCUGAUCUCCAAAAUGGUGUUCUACGCAAUUAUAUUAUCAGCUACAAGGAGUACGACCAUGUGGCCAAAGUAUUUCUAAAGGCAAAGCAGCUUAGCUUGACGGCUACAGGUGCAGAACAAAGCACCUUUCUGACUAACCUGAAGCCUUCAACUCAGUACAGUGUUCAAGUUCAGGCCAAAACAAGUGCAGGACUAGGACCUGUUUCAACGGCACGUUUCUGCACCACUCUAGAGGAAGUUAAAGCAACCACAGCAGCCAAUACUCUGUUAUCUAGUACUACUGCUUCUACAAAACAGAUGCAGUAUACAAGUCUUAGUGAUGUCCACACAACUCCAACUUCAGCUGGGAUUGAGUCCACAUCCACGGUUAUGGAACAAACAUCUUGGAGCAAACAUCUUUUGGAACAAACAAGCUUCAUGACAGCUGUGGUGCUUGGAGUGCCUCCGGAUCCACCUGUAAUUGUGUUGGAGGAGGUGAAAGGAAAAACAUUUUCACUUUUCUGGACUCCUCGAUUUGAGGGCGACAGCCCCAUUACUGGUUUCUUCCUGCAAUAUAAAGACACAAAUGCUUCCUGGGACAAAGACCGAUUAGUAGAUUUUGGACCCGAUUGGACAACGGCCACGAUUUUAGAGAACACUCCUUCAACAUACAACAUCCGCAUGUUUGCGAAAAACAGUCAUGGCAUGAGUAAUGCCAGCAAUGUUCUCACUGUAACCAUUGAAGAAACAGGUCAGCAAAAGAGCAGUGUCAUUGCCACCAUGUCAACUAUUAAUGACGAUUCUGCGAUUGCCGGCCAAAACAGUGGUGUUCACAUAGCUGCCAUCAUUGUGCCAGUUGUAGUGGUGCUAUUGGUUGGUGCCAUUAUAAUUGGUUUGCUACUUCAACGUAUAAAACAGAGGAAAGGUAGCCUUAAUGUGUGGCUGAAAAAUGGGGCAAUUCAUUACAAAGGAUCAGAUUCCCUAGAAGAACUGUGAACUUUGUUUCUCUGCAAUCAACUUUUAAAUACCAUAAACAACAGAGUAGUUUAUAUCAAUUAGCUAUACUAAAAGCUAUAUUAUAAAAAAUCCUUUUUAACUGAGAAAAGAUUUGCUAACAAGUAAACAUUCUUGUGUGUUUGAGUCAAACUAACCACAGAAAAGUUAAAGCUUCUACUGUACAACUAUUUUGUUUUAAAAAUUGUUAUUUUUUUUAAGUGAUGGUACCACAUAUCUGCUUAAGUUGGUUUGAUUUUUUUUUUUUUAACCAAGAAACCUUUUUGUUGUUUGUUUAUUCAAAUGUAAAUCAGCCUCCACAAUUUAGCAAUUUGCUAUCAACUUUAAGCUUUUUUCCACUGACAUCUCAGGUCAGCUCACAACUUGGCACAUUUUUCCCACUAUAUGUGAAAUCACAAAGUUCACAAAACAUAUGGUGCUAAUGCUAAUAAUGUUAUGUUAGCACAAACACUCAAUCCAGUUCAAAAGGUUAGACUGAUGGGAAAUCUCUAUGAACCAGGCUACUGCUGGCGUUGCCUUGUUAUGAGUCAAAUUUGAGAGAAUGUUUGGAAAUCAUUGUUUUGACUGUGUUACUAAGGUUCAGAUAUUCAGCUGGAUGUUAAAAAUGUAUCAGUUCUACAAAAAUGUAUUGUUUGUACAAAUUUUCACAGUAUUCAUCUGUGAAACAGAUAAAAUAAAACUGAAAUAAUUUGGAUCACUGAAA